CUCUGACUUCAGUCAGGGAGGGCUAAAGUUGCUUGGGAACACAUAGCUUUGCCAAAGAUGGAGGGGGGAUUAGGCCUGAAAGACUUAACCUCAUGGAAUGUAGCCUGCAUUGCUAGGCUUGUCUGGCUUCUUCUUAUUCAGGGGGGCAGUUUCUGGGUUGCCUGGGUAUCUAGAUAUCGAUUGAGAGGAUCUUCUGUUUGGGAAGUGAAACGAACUGCUGCAAGAUCCUGGACC
Linum tenue is the source of this 234-nucleotide messenger RNA. NCBI's taxonomy places the organism in Eukaryota, Viridiplantae, Streptophyta, Magnoliopsida, Malpighiales, Linaceae. The record is from the annotation of a GenBank genome assembly.